Molecule: messenger RNA, 2651 nt
Organism: Pygocentrus nattereri (red-bellied piranha)
Lineage: Eukaryota; Metazoa; Chordata; Actinopteri; Characiformes; Serrasalmidae
Exons: 6
Coding region: 155-1933 (592 amino acids)
Molecular function (GO): calcium-dependent protein binding
Source: RefSeq, a predicted model, not a curated record
GGGUCUGAUCGGCGGAUUGAAGUGGCGGUUACUCUGGUGACCAAGAUAGCAAAAAUAACUUAGUCUCUAAAAUCCCUCCAGCACUUCUGAGGACUUAAUCUCACAGAGGCUGACACUUCUUCAGAUGAUCACAUCAUAGUACAAUUACCUAAAUAUGGCCGACCAAAAAAUACCCCUCAAGACCAUUUUCCAUAGUCGUGGCUCAGAUAAGACAGAGUUUGCCCACCUCCGGCCCCUCUCUGCUUACUCUCGGAUGAUCACUUGCGAGACCACCGAUACCAGUUCGAGUGAUCUGUCGUCGAUUCCUAACAGUCCGUUCUGCAACAUAAAAGUUGAGAUAAUUAACAGCCAUGCUUUUAACCUUAAAAGGCGGUUGGACGAUUCCUGUCUUGAUGAGACUUAUGAGACCCCUCUAAAGAAAAAACCCUGCCUUGCUACAUGCCAUUCCCCAGAUCUUGCCUGCGUUUUAGAUUCUGUUUUACCAGAUCCGAAGAACAUAACUCCGUCGUCAUCUUUAGUAGCAGAGAAGGUGAACAAUGCAGAGAAUAGUAGCAGUAAUGAGGAGACUGACCCACAAGUAACAAGCCUGAAGUCUUCAAGCUUGGUGUGGCCUGAAAGCAGUGAUGAGAGUGAUGGUCAGAGCAGCCCAUCACUUUCGCUUAGCAAUGACCGAUCAAGCAGCCCUCCGAUUCUAGUCAGUGGGGACAUGGGGGACCUAGGUCCUGCUUUCGACUUUGAUAUCGAUGAGAUAAUGUGUCUGAGCCCCAUUGACCGUUAUGAUGAGCAGCCCAGCAGCGAUGGCCUGGAUGACUUUGUUCAGAGCUGUCAGACUUUCUGUGAAGAACAACGGUCGUGUAAACAUAGUGAGGCUUGUGAGGGACAUGGCUCAUCCACAAAGGGUCAAACUUCAGAACAGGUGCAAGGUGUGAUGGACAUGGGGGUAGAAAGCGAUGAGGGCUAUUUUACAAAAUCUUAUAAAAUAGCUAAGCUGAAGGGGUCAAAGGAUGUAUCCCCACCUGAAUCUCAGACUGUAACCCCAGUCAUGUCCACCCCCUUGGACAAACUCAGACAGCUUGUAAAACGGUCCCCCGUACUAAAGAAGCUGUGGAAAACAGGGCAGGGCUCUCCUGUGGUAAACCAGGAGCCUCUGGGGGCCUCGUCUCCGAUAACCUUGUAUGGCUCUGUGAGUUUGGAUGCCUCUAAUACUGAAAGCUUUCCAGAAACCCUGUUUCUGGACCAUAAUGAAAAUAAAGAGGGUGAAGUUGGCACCUCAAUCCAGAAGUUUUUAGGGUGCCAUGCGCAGCAGGCACCAGUUGUCAUAGUUGUAGAUAGCCAUGCAGAGAAGAUGAAAGAUGUACCAUCGGCCAGUCAGAAGGUCGACCCCAAGUUUCAAGUGACGUUCCAGGAGGAAGCGGACAGCUCAACGAGUGUGGAGAGCCCAUCACCUCUUCAGGUCAAGGUAAAGUCAAAGGUGGUCUUGCCCAGCAUCCAGAUACCACAAGUAAAAACUAAACCUGCAGUCAAAGUAGCAGCAGAAGCGGCAGCAACAGAACAACCAGAGGAAAAACCCCAGUCUGGGGACACAAAGCUGGUGGUGUUUUACGAAGAGGAGGACUGGGAAAGAGAGAAGACCGUGUAUGUGGACUCAGUAAUCAGACAUAUGAAGGAUAACACAGGAGCAGGGGAUGGUUGUUACAUUUGCUUAAUAGGUGUGAUGACCGAACUUUUGAACCUUAUGAACACUGUUGCCAAUCAAGGGAAUGGAAGCUAUGGGAGACCUUGGCAGCACCCCUCAGACCUUACCCACAGAAACUACCAGCCACGUCACAGCGGCCAUUUAUUCUCCCUGGAUGAAUGGCAGAACUUGAACUACCGCUACCAUCGCCGUUUUGCUAAAGUGCCUCAGCCGUUCAUCCGGAGUCCAGUGCUUUGAUUUCAAACAUUCAGAGCCCACAGAUCUGCCUUUUUCUCUCUGUAUUCCUGGGACUGCACAAUAUCCUCUUAGUACUACUUGGUAUAGUGGGUCCCUAGUGGAGAUGUGGCCUGUUGCACUUAAAAGCUAAACUGUAAGUGUUUUCCUUUUAUACUUUUACACUUCUUUUGUUUGUGUAUUUACAAAGAAGAUUGCUGUGAUCUUUUUUGCACGUGUUGUGUGUUUGAUCAAGAUCUUAAAUGUUGUUUAUUUGGUGCUGGAGUAACAGAGGUCGACAAAUUAAAUUCACAGCACUUCUGCCUCAAGAAACUGGCCAAUGGGCCUGGCUGGACAUUUAGUGUCUGCUUUCUGAGUUAGUGGUUUGUCUGCCUUUGAACAUCAACUUCAGCUUUUGGUUUUGUUUGUGGCUGCACUUGCUUUUGUAUGUAAAUAUGAGUGUGUUGAAUUGUGAAUGUUGUGAUAGAGUGUAGAUCUGGCUCGUUUUACCCCCUUCAUUCCUGCCAAUUAUGUCCUUUGACUUUUUGUCCUGGUUUCUGCGAAUAACUGAGAGGAUGCAAAAAGAAACUUAUUCUUCUUUUCGCUCUUAGGUUUGUACAUUUACCAAAUGGACCUUUGGUGUCCAGACUGUAAACUUGUUUCCACCUUUUCUUGCAUUUUGGGACUUUUUGGUAGCUUUAGUUGGGAGCGUUAAAGUUUGUUUUUUCUUUGUUUUUCCUCU